Molecule: messenger RNA, 1629 nt
Organism: Danio aesculapii
Lineage: Eukaryota; Metazoa; Chordata; Actinopteri; Cypriniformes; Danionidae
Gene: rhcgb
Product: Rh family, C glycoprotein b
Exons: 11
Coding region: 65-1534 (489 amino acids)
Biological process (GO): ammonium homeostasis; ammonium transmembrane transport
Cellular component (GO): plasma membrane
Molecular function (GO): ammonium channel activity
Source: RefSeq, a predicted model, not a curated record
UGCCCCAGAUGCGCGUCCACAGCUCCAGCAGCAUCAUCUGACAUCAUCAACUCAAGCUGUAGACAUGGGCAACUGCAUCGGCUCCAGGGGCAUCUGCGACCGGCCAAAAAACACCAACAUCAGACUCAGUUUACCCGCAGUGUGCUUCGUCUGGCAGCUGUCCAUGAUCAUACUUUUCGGGGUGUUUGUGCGGUAUAAUGAGGAGGCAGACACUCACUGGGUUUACACGAAAAGGGAUAAAAACAUAACAAGUGAUAUUGAGAAUGACUACUACUUCAGAUAUCCAAGUUUUCAGGAUGUUCAUGUCAUGAUCUUUGUGGGCUUUGGGUUCCUCAUGACCUUCCUAAAGCGCUACAGUUUUGGUGCCGUCGGAUUCAACUUCCUGAUAGCUGCUUUCGGCCUCCAGUGGGCUCUUCUGAUGCAAGGCUGGUUCCAUUCAUUGGACUACACUGAUGGAAAGAUCAAGAUCGGUAUCGAGAACUUGAUCAAUGCAGAUUUCUGUGUGGCGGGUUGUCUGAUCGCGUACGGUGCAGUGCUGGGGAAGGUCAGCCCGGUUCAGCUGCUGGUCAUGACUCUGUUUGGCAUCACGCUGUUUGCCGUGGAGGAGUUCAUCAUCUUAAGUGUCCUCCACGCCAAAGAUGCUGGCGGCUCCAUGGUCAUCCACACUUUUGGAGCUUACUAUGGUCUCUCCAUCUCUUGGGUUUUAUAUCGGCCUAAUCUGAAUAAAAGCAAGCACAUGAACGGGUCCGUCUACCACUCGGACGUAUUCGCCAUGAUCGGAACACUUUUCCUGUGGAUGUUCUGGCCGAGUUUUAACUCUGCUAUUUGUAAUCAUGGAGAUGGUCAGCACAGAGCCGCCAUAAACACAUAUCUGGCCCUCGCCUCCACCGUCCUCACCACUGUGGCAAUCUCCAGCCUGUUCGAGAAAACCGGAAAACUAGACAUGGUGCACAUCCAGAACUCUACCCUGGCGGGUGGUGUGGCUGUAGGCACUGCAGCAGAAUUCAUGCUGACGCCAUAUGGCUCUCUAAUCGUGGGCUUCUUCUGUGGCAUCAUCUCCACACUGGGAUACAUCUACUUCUCUCCAUUUUUGGAGGAGAAGCUGAAGAUUCAGGACACCUGUGGCAUUCAUAACCUGCACGCCAUGCCAGGGGUCAUCGGGGGAAUAGUGGGAGCCAUUUCAGCCGCUGCUGCCAGCAAUGGCGUUUAUGGAGACUUAGGUCUGGAAAACAUCUUUUACUUCUCUGGCCCAUAUGGGAAGCGGUUGCCGACUAUACAGGGUGGAUACCAGGCAGCGGGACUGUGUGUGGCCUUGUGUUUCGGCAUCGGCGGAGGAACGUUUGUUGGGCUAGUCCUGAAGCUGCCCAUCUGGGGGGAUCCAGCUGAUGAACACUGCUUUGAUGAUGAGAUGUACUGGGAGGUUCCUGAGGAUGAAGAAAGCAUUGUUCCUCCUGUCUUAUCAUACAACAACCACAUGAUCCCCAACAACAAACAUGAGGAGAUGAGAGAGACCAACUUUGCAGAACAGCCGUAAAACUGAAGAAGAUCAGCAGAGAGAGGUCAGAAACAACACAACUAACUACACCACCAGCCAAAAACAACACCACCGGCCUAAAACAACACAACUAA